Malaclemys terrapin pileata is the source of this 1578-nucleotide messenger RNA. It is a transcript of the gene DHX32, whose product is annotated as DEAH-box helicase 32 (putative). The record is from RefSeq and is a predicted model, not a curated record. Gene Ontology annotation, molecular function: RNA binding. NCBI's taxonomy places the organism in Eukaryota, Metazoa, Chordata, Testudines, Emydidae. Gene Ontology annotation, cellular component: spliceosomal complex; intracellular anatomical structure.
AUGUGCUGUCGCUUUUCUGGCAACACAGCCUCUUCAGUCACCAGCCUCAGUUCCAGUAUCACUUCUUGCCCUUUAUCAGUGGCUGGCUCUCCUCCAGCUGUGCCUGUGAUGCGGGUGGGCAUUUAUAAGGUUGCUAUUGUCGCUCAGCAGAGUUUCAUGCACCAUGGAGAAUUAUUUGAGUCCAGCAAUGGUGACGAAGAAGAGAUGUUAGUAUGUGAAGAAGAUUUAGAGCAUAAUCCUUUUGAUGGCUUACCAUACUCAUCUCAUUAUUACAAACUUUUGAAAGAAAGAGAGGAACUUCCAUUUUGGAGUGAAUAUCCUUCCAUGGAGAGUCUUCUUCGUAAUCAAAUUGUGAUUGUUUCAGGAGAUGCUAAGAGUGGCAAAAGUUCCCAAGUUCCCCAAUGGUGUGCUAAGUACGGUCUUUCUGCCCAUUAUCAACAGGGGAUAGGUGUACACAAGCAGACAGCAAUGUGGCUGGCACUACGUGUAACUGAUGAGAUGGAUGUCAAUAGUGGCCAUGAAGUGGGUUAUGUUGUCCCAUUUGAGAGCUGCUGUACCACUGAACCAAUUCAGAGAAAAAAAAAAUGCUGCAAAAAUUACAGAAGAAAAGUGCUAUUAACCAUGAGCUUUGGAGAGUUGUUGGUCUGGAUUCAUACUGUAACCUUUGCAAUUGAUAUUAAUGUGGAGAGAAGAAAUGUUAGUAAAGUAUGCAGCCCUAGAAUCAGGCUGCAUUAUAAGAGUGUCUGCUCUAUCAAUAAAAGCCAAGAAGAUAUGUGCACGCAAAUUCUGGGCACGUCUUCAUCAGGCAAACUCUUCUGCCUCUACCCUGGAUAAUUUACAUACAAGGAAAUGAAACCAUGCCUGUCAGCCAGAAUAUAGGACUCAAAUCUAACUAGCAUGGUUCUUUUUCUGAAGAGAAUGGAUUUAGCAGGCUUAGGCCACUGUGAUCAUGUAGCGUGACCAACUCCUGAAAAUCUGAUGCAGGCUUUAGAAGAUCUUGAUUAUCUGGCACAGAAUAACGAUGGAAACUUUUUUGAAUUUGGAAUAAUUAGGUCAGAGUUUCCUCAGGAUCCACAGUUGUCCAAGUCCAUUUUAGCUUCAUGUGAAUUUGACAGAAUGCUCACCAUUGCUGCCAUGGCAAACCUUCAAGUCCACCCUGUUACAAAGAUGAUGAUUUGGCCACCCCUACAACAUGCUGUCACUUCUUCCUCAGACUACGAUGUUGAGAAAUGGUGUCAUGAUUAUUUCCUAAGCUGUUCUGCACUGAGGAGGGCAGAAGUUAUCAGAGCUGAACUGGCAGAGAUUGUGAAAUGUAUUGAACUUCCCAUUUCAGAACCUGACUUUGAAUCAAAAGAAAAUACGCUAAGCAUAAAGAAACUUCUCUUAUCUGGUUACUUCAUACAACCUGAUGGCUCACUAGGAAAGGGAACCACUGUCCAUACAUCCACGUUAGAGGCUGAGAGAUUUGUGGAACUGGCACUUCAAUAAUAUGUUAGCAAUCUGCCUCCUAGUGAAAGCAAGGAGAUUCUGCAGGAAGAUCAUUUAUCACCUGUUUCAACAAUGAAAGAGGAAUGCUAA